GACAGUUUGGUGUCACAGAUAAUAUGGCGCCAAAUGCUGUGCACCUAUGUGUGUUUAUUUACAUUUAAACAUUAAAAGUAGUGUGUUUAUAUUAAUAAAAAAAUGGCUUCAAUUUUUGGUGAUGAUGGUGUAGAGGACUUGUUUAAUGAAAAUAUAAAUGCACAAGAUUUACCCAGCGAUGAUGAACAACGUGCUGAAGGUGAUGAAAAUAUAUUUGGAGAUAAUGCUGAAGGGGUUGAUGGCGAAGGUCAGCCUAUUAAGCUGGAACCAAAAAAACGUAGUGUGCGGAAUCCACGUGUAAAACUAAGUAUUGAAACAUUACAAGGACCCCGUGGCAUCCACACUAUAGAAGAUUAUUUUAAGGAUAUAAAAUAUAAAGGGAAAGGACAUGAGAGAGAUGAUUUGAAUGAGGUUGUGCGACGUAUGCAGCACUGGGCGCAUCGUAUGUAUCCCAAUUAUAAAUUUAAUGAUGUGCUGAACAAUAUAGAACGUUUGGGCAAAAAGAAAACUUUGCAAGUACAUAUGUCGCGUUAUCGUUUGGGAAUGUUAGAAAAUUUAGAUGUGAAUCCUAAUGCUGAGAUAAUUAAUCCCAAUGAAGAGGAAGAAGAUGAAGCAAUUGUCGAAGAACCGUUUGAUGAAUUCGAUGCUUUAUUGGGUGAACAGAUUGCUUUAUCCAGAGUAGCGCCACGUACUCCAGGACCCAGCGCACAUAAAACCCCAAAAACUCCAAUGACGAAUAGCACAUUACAUACACCAUCAUUUGCUCGUAACGCGGUGAUGUCAACACCUCACACAAAUAUUAAUUUAGAUGACACCAGUGAGUAUGCGCAACCUUUACCAGCAUCACAACCGGCAACACCAGUUGCUGUCAAAACUCUAACAGCAGAACAAAUGGCGCGCAUAGCGGAAAAUCGGCGUUUAGCGCAAGAACGUUUGCGUGCCAGACAACAACAACAACAGCAAGCACAGAAACAGGCAGAAAGUGAAAAAUUAGCAACUGUAAUGGAAACAGAAGAAUUAAAUGUUUAACAUAUAAUAUUUAUUUAACAAUGUUACGUUUGUAUAAAUUAAAUUAGUUUAUAAAAUGAA
Teleopsis dalmanni is the source of this 1089-nucleotide messenger RNA. Its product is annotated as protein TIPIN homolog. The coding region runs from base 103 to 1029 and encodes 308 amino acids. The record is from RefSeq and is a predicted model, not a curated record. Gene Ontology annotation, molecular function: DNA binding. Gene Ontology annotation, biological process: DNA replication checkpoint signaling; replication fork arrest; DNA damage response. The transcript has a single exon. Gene Ontology annotation, cellular component: replication fork protection complex; nucleus. NCBI's taxonomy places the organism in Eukaryota, Metazoa, Arthropoda, Insecta, Diptera, Diopsidae.